Messenger RNA from Rotaria sp. Silwood1, 324 nucleotides. Lineage: Eukaryota; Metazoa; Rotifera; Eurotatoria; Philodinida; Philodinidae. The record is from the annotation of a GenBank genome assembly.
AUGGAAUCUUUUUUUCGCCGUAUGUCAUCAAUCGUUAGAAGAAAUAGUAAUAAAUCUUCUGAUGUAGAUGAACAUGAUGAAGAAGAUAACGAACAGCAACAACAACGUUUUCGACAAAUGCGAGAACGUCGACUUUCAGCACCUGAUAUUCGUCGACGUGCAAUGCCAGUUGAUCGAAUUUCAUCAGAAUUUGAUCAAAAAGCUACAUUAUUCGAACAAACGAAUUCUCCAAAACUGAUGACACGAACUAAUACUAAUAUUGUUACUCGUAAAAACUAUAGAUCUGCAGUAAAUUGUAGUAAAACAAGAAAAUUUCUCUCUUAA